Messenger RNA from Neofelis nebulosa (Clouded leopard), 3353 nucleotides. RefSeq names its product eukaryotic translation initiation factor 4E binding protein 3 (gene EIF4EBP3). Lineage: Eukaryota; Metazoa; Chordata; Mammalia; Carnivora; Felidae. The coding region runs from base 2722 to 3027 and encodes 101 amino acids. The record is from RefSeq and is a predicted model, not a curated record. The transcript is spliced from 3 exons. Gene Ontology annotation, molecular function: eukaryotic initiation factor 4E binding. Gene Ontology annotation, biological process: negative regulation of translational initiation. Gene Ontology annotation, cellular component: cytoplasm.
ACAGGGGAGGGGCAGAGAAAGAGGGAGACACAGAAUCCGAAACAGGCUCCAGGCUCUGAGCUGUCAGCACAGAGCCCAACACAGGGCUCGAACCCACGAACUGUGAGAUCAUGACCUGAGCUGAAGUCAGAUGCCCAACUGACUGAGCCACCCAGGCGCCCCUGCUUGUUAGUUUUAAACUCCCAUAUUCUAAUGGGAAGUCAGUGUUGAGACUCUGCAUGCAUGAUAUAUCUGACUUUCCCUCUCAAGCCAACAACCUGUCUCUAGUUCCCCAGCCCUUAAAGCACACAGCACCUCAAAAUUAAGCUCCUAGCAGUAGUAUUACAGUAGUAUUAGCUGUUGCUAUUGCUUUGUAGUAGAAAUUAACAGAAGGGUGACCUCACUUCCACACUGAUCCUUCUUGAAAACAUUUAACACUUCUCUUCUAGGUCUCCUCCUUGCACUGGUCUUUCUCAGUCUCGUGAAUCCCCUUCCUCUACUACCCCUUAAAUAAAUGUUGUUGAUGCGCUCAGGCCUCUUUGUAGGCUGUAUCUUCUGUCCAGGUGAUCUUAUCCCACACUCUUGGAUUUCACUCCACCCAGAUGUGAAUCACUAGCCCAGAUUUCUCCCUCUGAGCUUCAGACCCAUAUAUCUAGCUCCUUACUGUGCUGUUCCAGCUCAGCAUUCCACAUAGACUAUGCAUUCCCCAAUGUAAGAUAGGCAUCCCGUGUUUUCCCUGUUAUACUACCAAGGUUCUCAAGUCAGAAGAUUGGUAAUUAUCCUAGCUUAGCUCCCUCACCCUCACUCCAUCUUUAAUCAAUCAUCUUAUCUUCCCCCCUCCUGUCCAUUUCUCUCCAUCCUUACCGCCACUGCCCUUCUGCCCACUCCAUUUCACUAGGCUAGAAUCUUCACCUUCAGUCUCACUGUCCUCCAGCCUAUCCCUCUCUCCCCCAACCAGACUUACCUCACUCAACUUAGAAGCUGAGUUUUGAUAGACGGCUUCCCACAAUCUGCUCCCAAGCCUUACCCUCCGGCACUGUCAAGACACUUCUUUUAGGCAUACACCACUUUGUAAGAAACUCGAAAACAUUUUGGAAACAAUAAAAUAUACAUAUCCUUGCUACCUGAAGUGUUACUCUAAGGACCUACAGACCUAAGGGACCGCAUCACCUGGAAUCUUAUUAAAAACCCAGAAUCUUAGGUGCACAUUAAAAUUUGAGAAGCACUGAGUUAUUAAAAUACAACUUAAAAAAAUGUUUAAUGUUUAUUUAUAUUUGAGAGAGACAGAGACAGAGCACAAGCAGGGGAGAGGCAGAGAGAGAGGGAGACAGAACCUGAAGCAGGCUCCAGGCUCUAAGCUGUCAGCACAGAGCCCAACGAGGGGCUCAAACUCAGGAACCUUAAGAUCAUGACCUGAGCUGAAGUCCGAUGCUUAACUGACUGUGCCACCCAGCCAGCAGCCACCCCUAAAAUACAACUUUUUUUUAAUGAGUGUAAAAAUCAGAGCUAAGGGAAAAUCAGAUGAAGCCAGAACUGAAGUAACAUUAAUACUGAUAUAUGCAGGAAGUCCUGUGGUCCAUACUUAAUGGGGUAGGUGGUAAUGCUGAUUUUUGAGGAAGUCAGAAGAGAAGUGGAUCAAAUCAAGAUUUUCUGUGGUGUUUAUUUAAUUUUGAGAGAGUGUAUGCUAGCAGGGGAGGGGCAGACAGAAUUCAAAGCAGGCUCCACAUUAUUAGCACAGAGCCCAUUGUGGGGUUGCAACUCACUAACCAUGAGAUCAUGACCUGAGCCAAAGUCAGAUGCUCAACCAACUGAGGUGCCCCAAAUCAAGAUUUUUAGUAUAUGUAGGUACUAGGCUUAGUACUUACUCUUCCACCACCUCUCUCCCGCCUCCUUUCAUAUCACUGUGCCUACAUCAAAAAAUCUUCUAAGGCCAGCCUCUCUGAUCUUCCUUUCCAGAGAGCUAAAGACAAAGCUCUUCUCACCAGCCCCUGCCCUUUUUUAGUUUCCUGAGGUUAGCUGUGGCAGCGAGAUGAAAGGACAGGCCUCUCCUGUCGCCCAACAGUUAUUCAUCCUUUAAUCAGUCCAGGUAUCACUUCUUCCAAAAAGCCCACUCUCCCUCCCUGACCUUUCCCUUCUUGCUGUGCACCAGGCCAUGGGGACACUUUUGACCCUAUAUACCGUAGUUGACUGAUGGGAGGCAGUGACCAGCUGUGAAGGACACAGGCUCUGGAAUCAGAUACGCUCAGGUCUGAAACCCAGCUCCCCCUCCCACAAGAUAGGACUCGGAACCAGGGACUUAACCACUCUGGGCUUUAGUUUCCUCACCUGUAAAAUGUGGCUAAUAAUAGUGCUUUACUGUCUAAAACUGUUGAGAGGAAUGGAUGAAUUAACACAUGGCAGUAAUGUGUGCCAUACGUCACUGGUCCCGGCGCCCAGCUCAAACCGUAAAUAGUAAACAGCUGAGUGGCUGCAGCAGCGUCAGACCCGCCAGUGAUGCGCUGGGAGGAAAUGAAGGCUUUUGCCUGGGGUUUGAGGCUCUCCAGCUUUCUCCGCGUUGGGUUUGCGAUCUCCCGGGUGGGGCGGGACCCUCGGAUUGAGUGACGGCUGGUGGCCCGCCCCGGGCGUGACGUCGUCCUGGUGUUGUUGCUGAGGCCGCACGUGGUCCGCUGAGUCCGCUUCAGACUUAGCUGCACUCCGCGUCCUCUGCACGAGCCGAUUGCCUUCCUGCUUGUCCCGUUCGCUAUGUCCACAUCCACGAGCUGCCCGAUUCCCGGGGGCAGGGACCGGCUGCCCGACUGCUACAGCACCACGCCUGGGGGCACGCUAUACGCCACUACCCCAGGAGGCACCAGGAUCAUCUACGACCGAAAGUUCCUGCUGGAGUGCAAGAACUCACCCAUUGCCCGGACACCCCCCUGCUGCCUCCCUCAGAUUCCCGGGGUCACAACUCCUCCAACAGCCCCACCCUCCAAGCUGGAGGAGCUGAAGGAGCAGAAGGAGACAGAGGAAGAGAUACCCGAUGACGCACAAUUUGAAAUGGACAUCUGAUCCAGUGCAGAAGAUCCCGUGUGGAGUUAGAGGAAUCCCUCAUGCUGCUGCUGCCAUCACCUCUUCCUGGGGUAUUCCAAACGCCAGUUGGCCUCAUCUAAUUUGGAAGGGAGUGACUUGUUGGUUUCAGGCCUCCCUUAAUUCUGAAGCAGCUAGACCAGGGAUAGGAGUGGGCAACUUGCCAAGCCCUUAGCUCUACUUUCCCUUUGGUCUAUAGGUACUCCUCCCAGCUCCCAGCCCUCCGUCAUCAGGGACUGAGGCUGGGACUGAGGGAUGGAGUAUGUCACUGUCUGACUGCUUAGUAAACAUUCAAAGAAAUGCCUUGA